Phytophthora infestans T30-4 is the source of this 1839-nucleotide messenger RNA. Its product is annotated as protein phosphatase 1 regulatory subunit 7, putative. The record is from RefSeq and is a predicted model, not a curated record. NCBI's taxonomy places the organism in Eukaryota, Oomycota, Peronosporomycetes, Peronosporales, Peronosporaceae. Gene Ontology annotation, molecular function: protein binding. The transcript has 10 exons. The coding region runs from base 1 to 1839 and encodes 612 amino acids.
AUGAGAGGAGACGCCAACUCCACGCAGAUCCAAGUGCUCGAUGGUCCUGCACUGAGGGUGCUGUCGACCGAGCUCAACUCGAGCAAAUAUGCUAUCGACGCACACAACCGAUCCAUCGGAGAAAUCAGUAAUUUGUCUGAGCUGCCGAAGUUGUGCUCGCUGGACGUGUCGUUUAACAAAAUCACGUCGCUACGAAACGUCAGCUCCGCCAGAGAGCUACGCGAGCUCAAAAUCUACAAUAACAAACUUACGAACACGAUCGGCUUGAAAGCCAACUCGAAUCUGGAAGAUCUUCAGAUGAACGACAACCAAAUCGAGGAGAUCUCUACGGAUUUUUUAGCGCUGAAUAAACUGAAAAACCUUUGGCUAAACGGCAACAGAAUCACCGCUGUUCGCAACCUUCGAGGAUGCAGACUGUUAGUGUACCUGGACUUAGGUCGCAAUAAGCUACACGGUGCAGCGUCAGAGGGUCUUGAUGCAUUGAGCAACUUGGAGGUUUUGAACCUUGGUGGGAACCAACUGACAUCUGUGGGCAAUCUCUCCCAUCUCACGAAGCUAGAAGAGCUAAACCUGUCGGAAAACAAUUUGACAACUCUGCAAGGUGUAAUGCCUCCCAAUCUAGCGAUACUUCGUGUAAACGGGAAUCAGAUACCCAACUUUCAAGGCUUGCUCACACCACUGGAGAAGCUAAACGAGCUUUACGCUCAUGACAAUAGCAUCGCAGACAUACAGCUGCUCCCUUCACGAUGCCCUCAGCUUGAAUCAAUCGACCUACGAAACAAUAAUCUCGAAUUAAGCUCCCAGAUCACGAUUCUGGCAAAGUGUGAGACACUGCGAGAUAUCUGGUUGCAUGGGAAUCCAUGCUGCUACUCGAACAGCUACCUCAUCGACGUAAUGAAUGCACUGCCCGAGCUAAAAACUCUCGAUACGUUCACUGACGCGCAGUUGCAAGCCUCUCGCGACAAACUGAAGCAAGGCACCGUCUCACAGGGUGAGCUGCUUAGUUCGUCUAGAGUCUCAACGCCCUCAUAUCGGCCUGGGUCCGCAGCCUCUCGGCCGGGUAGUGCUCGUGUACGGACUCCAAGUGCAAGACUGGCGACACCUGAUACUGUCCCUGUUUUCCACACACCUUCCUCUCGAAUAGGCAAUCUCACGAAACUAGCAAGCACAGAAGAACUUGCCAGAGCUCAGGAUGAAGUGCGCGGUCGGCUGCAAAAAAUGAAGCAAAUGUUGAAUCGUGUCGGAAGCCACGGCGCAGCUGACCAGUUGCAACCUACCAAACGGCGCACGCCGGCUCCUUUAGACUCGAUCGCAAGAAUCCCAAAAAUUGCUCAGCGCGCUAGAACAGUGAAGUCGCUACUGAUUCGAAGGUCAUGCGUUGAUGCGGCUUGUGAGAUAGAGACGCAGACUUCAUUGCCGCCAGCUCCAGUUCUGUCUGUAUCGAAAUCGAAAUCAAUUUGUGGACUAGAACCGAAUACCACGACAACAAUGGAAGAGCAGCACGAUUUGAAUAAUGAAGGAAGCAUGUCGUUGGAAGGAGAUACCAAAACAACACGUAAAGGUGAAACGCCACGGGAACCCCAGCAGGACAGUGACGCGAUCGAGACUGAAAUGAAACAGUUUCUUAUGCAACACGUGAUGGCAAACUCAGACGAUAAUCAAAACAAAGCUGAAGAGAAACCGGAAGAAGACUUCAAUUCUGCCAAAUUUUGGUCCGAUUCACCUCGACUGGACACCAUUAAGACAGCCGAGUUGCGUAAGCCCCCGAUUUCACUCGCGAGGACAGGCUAUCGCUCUUUUCGACUGCCGUCGCGACCAAGUAGCUCCAAGAACAGUUAA